CAACGGGGGCGCGGCAACGUCACGGCAGCCGGUUCUCAACGCAGCUGCCCACUGUAGAGCCGCUGUGUGUACCUUCCGGCACCUGCGGGCUGGAGGGAGCGCUUUCCACACCCGUAUCCGAACGUUCUUCGUCUGUCCUUAAACGCUUUAUCCUGCCUCAAGUCGCGGAGAGCAGCCUCCCGCCGCGACCCACCUCUGAGGCCCGGGCCAGAAGCUAGAGGCGGUCUGUCCGGUUUCCGCUGGUCCUCGCCCCCCGUGCCCGUGGAGCCAGCCAGCCGCCCGCGGCCUCGGCGGGACGAUGCUGGAGUCCAUUCGCGUGACGGAAAAGCUUCACUGGCCUGAGCAAGAACUCGCUAAGAAGUCUGUUCUAAAUGCAGAAGAGUCAUUGAUCAUUGACAGCAAAAGAAGCAUUUCACAUUUAUCUUCUGGGAUACUAAAGGACAUUUUCACAACUGGAACCAGUAGUUACAAUGUCCUACUACAGAGCAAAGAGGAGAAAAAGCAUCAUUCACAAAAACAGUCUUCCUCUACCUACUCCAAAAGAUGUAGAAAACCCAGCAAAUCUCCUAGUUCUUCUCGUAGUAAAGAUCUUCGCAAGAUGAAAGCCCCGGUGUCUAUGAUGAGCAGUGGUACCUGGUAUUGCCUAGAAAGGCAGCCUGGUGUCUUUGUCACUAGUUCAGUGUCGAGUCCUCUAAAGUUUACACAUGAUAUCUCUGUUACAGGGAGCAGCAUAGUACUGCCACCUAAACCCAAAAACAAAGUAAAGCGACGCCAUUUCUCUGCUCUGCCAAAGCCAAAGCUGCAGCCUCAGUUGUCUAGAAGUUUUGAAAAAGGAGAUGACUUUUCUGGGAAGAAAUUUUGUAUACUGACUGCUAUAAAGCCCACCAACUUGGAGAAAGAGAAACUAAGAUUCUUCAAAUCUGAUUAUACCUACAAUCCUCAGUUUGAAUAUGCAAACCCAUCUCUGCCAAGUGUGCUAGCCAAACACAGCAAUGCCUCAGACCGAUUUCUUAAACAGUCCAUCAAUAUUAUGGAACUGACUUUACAGAAAUAUGGAAGUUAUGAAAAGUUUGAGCAGGCCACUGGUGGCAGCCUGCUAUCUAAAACUCGAAUCUGGAGUCAUGUUCGGAAGUACAUGAUGAAAGAAGGCUGCCUGGGUGAGAUUGUAGUUCAUCUCACUGAAGAUCUGCUUUCCCGAGCUUCAAUGACAGUGGUAAAUGGGUGCCCAACACUGACCAUUAAUGUUUCCACAGCACGUGAGCACUGGCUGGAGGGAAUGCUGAGGCAUGAAAUAGGCACACAUUAUUUUCGAGGUAUUAACAACCUUCAGCAGCCAUGGAACAGUUGGACUGGCCGUAAAAAACAUGAGCUAAAGCCAAACAAUCCCACAGAGGAAGGACUGGCAAGUAUUCACAGCGUCCUUUUUAGAAAAGACCCCUUUUUAUGGAGGGCGGCCCUCCUCUACUACACUGUUUAUCGAGCCAGCCAAAUGUCUUUCUGCGAACUCUUCAAAGAUAUUGGAAAGUUUGUCAAGGACCCCAAUACAAGAUGGGAUUAUUGUGUACGAGCCAAGAGGGGAUGGACUGACACUUCUCAACCAGGCUGCUUUAGUAAAGACCAGGUAUACUUGGAUGGGAUCCUGCAAAUUCUCCGGUACAGAGAGACCAUUGACUUUCAUCUACUGACUGCCCUGGGCAAGGUCUCAUAUGAAGAUGUGGAUCGCUUGAAAGGAUUGGCAGUUAUUGAAAACAUGAGGGUCCCUCAUUUCCUGCAGGACCAUGGCCGAUACAUGGAACAUUUAGAGAAAAUUAUGGAAGUGAAUGAACUGACCGACAGGGAACUGAAAGAUCUUAUAUAUUAAUCAGCAUUCUUACAGAUGUAGCUAAUCUAUUAACCAAUUAGGUGCAGUUAGCACCAGCAUAUUUAUAAAAACAAUGACUGUUUACAUGACUUUUCUGUAGAAUGAUCUGUAGUAUUCAGCUGAAUUUUUAAAAGUUAAGUACAAACCUUAAACUGUUUCCUUAACAUGUUUCUAUAGGCUGCAGGGGAAAGUUCCUCCUAUUUUUAUCUGAAUCUCAACAGAGUCCAGUGAAAAUACUACUGGUGAGUUUUUUGGUUUUUUUUGUUUUUUGUUUUUUUUUUGAAGAAUCUUGGUCAAAUUGAGUGAUAGGCUGUCUGGCAGUGAGCAUUGCUCCUUGGUGCUUCUGCCUGAGCACCAAGACUAGCCCUGACUAUAGAGAUAGAACACUGGAAUUCAGACUCCCAAGAUUAUAUUUUAUUUUAUAAAUAAUGGUAAUUCUCCUUUGAAAAAUUAGUUUUAUUAUGCUCCCCAAAUGUAGCUGUAUUUAAGAUUUUUUAUUUCUCUUAGAUGUUAAGUAAUGUUAAAGAGAGGGGGAAAGUAGUUUGAAAAGUAUUCAUUAGUUCUUUAUUUUCCACAUUGUUUCACCUUAUCAGUUUAUAGGAACUAAAUUAGAGAAUUACCUCAUUUUCAAUUAUUUCUUAACUAAACUUUAUUUGCUAAAACAUAUUAUGUCCCUUCAAGAUUUUAAGUUUUAGGGUCUUUCCCUUCCUAUUCCUUCAUACAAAAUAAGUAAAAGUUCCAAGAGAGGUUUGUCUACAUAGAUUAAAAUAGUUGGGGAAGAGAGAAGCUACUUACCUUUUUAUUAAAUGGAGCGACUAGCAAGACACAAAUUAACUAAUAUAGUUCCUGUAGGCACUGGAUAUUGACUAGGUAGUGUCUACCAUAAACUUCACCAUGCGCUGGAGAGUGGAAUUCCUAAACAUUGCUGUUUGAUAAACUGGCCCGGUCAUGUUGGCUCAGUAUAUUUUGUCAAAAUCUUUGACUUCAUCAACCCAACAAUAACCUAGUUUGCUUUCAAAAAUCAGAAUUCUGUUUUGCUGCAUUUUCUCUGUUAAAAGCUUACACACCUAGCUCUUUAUUAACUUACCGAUUUUGAUAUAUCUUGGAUAUAUAUACUUGGGAUCCAAUGAUUCUUCAAACAACUUAUUUUAAUGUUCAGGAAGAGCACUGCUGUAAACACCCAUUCAAAAUUGCUACUGUGAUUUUUACCCAAAGCUAUCAGAGUUCAUCUUUACCUCAGUUCAGGUUUAAAUAUGGUGCUAACACUGGUAGAUGCCUACUGCAAAGCCUGGUCCACAUUCAUGCUAGGAAAAGAUUAUAGGAACUCUUCUGCAGGCUAGGUUAUGUGAUUUUUUCUCAUUCACAUAUCUAGAAGGGCUUGCCUCGAAGAAUGUUGCUGCAAACAGGAUGUAUUCUAACUGGCACCUGGUAAUUCUUGAAAGCCACACAUCUCACCUUUGGUAAGUAGCAGGCCAGGCCCUUUGGACCAUUAAAGGCACGCACACACGUGUCCUGAUGGCUGGAGUGUGGCCUCUAGAUCUCUGUGCAGGCUUUGGGCACAUUGUGCCAACACUAACCAGGUACUGGAAAACACUCUUGACCCCUCAAGCAUAUUUCCUUGUAGCAGAGUCAUCCAGUUUCAGCUUUGGUGUAGCAUUUUUCAAACUUAUCCAAGAUGAUUGUGAAAAUGGUGUUUUGUUAACUGGAAUUGGAAUAUAGACAGAAAUGACAAUAUUUAUGUCCUGUGAUUUAAGCCCACAUGCUUACAAAUUCAACAUUUGUAGGCAAUAACACUGUUACUCUUAUGUUAUGGUUUAAAUGUAAAGGAAAAUCACAGAAGCCUUAAUAUCCUGUUGGUAGGAUUAUUUACAAUGAUGCUAGUCCCUGAAUUUUAAAAAUGGAUAUUCUCUAUCUGAUUUGGAAAAAGAAAUACUUUCUUGCCUUAUUGCUUUGGUAUAAAGACAAAAAAAAAAAAAAAAAAAACAAAACAGUGCUAUCCAGACAAACAAACAAAAAACAGACCUUCAAUCACAUUGGUUGUCUUAAGAUAUUUUAAAAGUUAGCAAUGAACCAAAAAUAGUUCCAGAUUAGCAGAAUACCUAAAGAGCUCGAAGCUUUAAAAGUUGGGAUUAAAGAUUUAGCUAAUGUUUAUUCUCUUUCCUGAAAUAGCAUUAAGGUCAGUUUUGUUCCCUUAAAAUUGAAGUUUUAAUAAAUUGAAAAUUAUAUCAACAGUACUUAGAAUAGUUGAAGGUUGCAUUAAUUUUAAUAGUUUUUAGUAUAGGCUAUUGAGGAUUAGGAUUUUAAUUUUGUCCACUGUAAUUCUAACAUAUAGUUGUAUCAAAUAUAAAGUCUGAUAAACUCUUAGGUUUUCACAUCGGAUGGGAUUCAGAGUAAAUUGUAGACAUAAGUCCAGUCUUGAUUUCUUUAUAUUUUCACUUUGUAAAAAUGUUUAAAAUUUGUAUGUUUUGUAUAUAUCUGGGCAUUUUAUGUUUAGCUGUAGUAGAAAGAGCGCUGAGGUUCUCAAAUGAAAUAUGAGACUAUGUAUGCAUGCAAACUUCUGUUCUUUGAAAACUUAAUUAUAUUUUUUUGUGGUAUUUCUGUGUUUUUAUUGGGUGGUAAU
This is a messenger RNA of Lutra lutra (Eurasian river otter), 4481 nucleotides long. It is a transcript of the gene MATCAP2, whose product is annotated as microtubule associated tyrosine carboxypeptidase 2. NCBI's taxonomy places the organism in Eukaryota, Metazoa, Chordata, Mammalia, Carnivora, Mustelidae. Bases 299 to 1861 code for a protein of 520 amino acids. The transcript is spliced from 7 exons. The record is from RefSeq and is a predicted model, not a curated record.